AUGGUAUUCUACGCUUAUGCCAUCAGUUCAACCCACACGGAGGAAUGGCGCUUCAUCAUUGCCGCGUCGUCCGUGGAGGUCAUGGACGAGUGGUAUCGCUCCUCCGUUGAGGACGGGAUGGACCACCUCAAGCGAAAGAGCCCUGAGCUUUACACGUACGACUACAAAAAGAAUUACCCCUAUGAUUUUGUUUACAAGGAGGGUAAGGCUGCCAAUGUGAAGUACAGUAUACUCUUCACAUUGGUCCACAACGCUUGGUCGAUUUUUUCGACGACGUUUUUCAACCAAUUUGUGCCAGACCACAUCUCGGGCAAGACGUUUUACAUCCGAUCCAAGAGCAACCCCCGUGUGUUCUGGAACUUGUCUGGCGGAACAGUCUUCGCCUCCAAAGCUGCCCGUACCAGGUUCAGGAUCACCAGCCGCGGCGUCUCGAGAGGGGAGGUGAUUCUUCCGCAGGACAGGAUUACCAUCAGUGCCAUCGACAGUAAGGCGCUGAAGGAGAGCACCAUUCACUGGAAACCUGAUAACACCUUUGUCGCCGACGCCCCGGAUGCCGCUGGCGGUCCUCAGGUGCCCCAGGGUCCCCCGGGCUCGGGUUCCCUUGGACAUCCAUACCCUGGGUACGUCCCAGGAGCUGUGAGCGAGUUCACUUUUGCGGACUUCAAGAAAAAUCUCUUGGCGCGUGGAAAAGAUGUCGAGGAGGCGGAUGCUCUGGUUUCGUGGUUCACGGACGGGGGCGAGGAGUGGGAACUUUGCAAUUAA
Penicillium cinerascens is the source of this 762-nucleotide messenger RNA. RefSeq lists its product as uncharacterized. Bases 1 to 762 code for a protein of 253 amino acids. The transcript is spliced from 3 exons. NCBI's taxonomy places the organism in Eukaryota, Fungi, Ascomycota, Eurotiomycetes, Eurotiales, Aspergillaceae. The record is from RefSeq and is a predicted model, not a curated record.